AGUCAACAAAACAAGAAAACCCCUUUCUUCUUUCGAAUACAUACAAAGCACAAACCUUCACAGCUGAUUCAUCAAUCAAUCUCUCCGACCACCACCACCGCCGUACACCGGCGAUGGAGUUUUCCCCUCUGAAUCGUCUACCUCAAGAUACCCUUCAUCAGAUCUUUUCCCAUUUAACCCUCCGUGAAAUCAUCGUUUCAAAAUGUGUCUGCAAAUGUCUCAACGCUACUCUCUCUUCUCCGGCGUUCCUCCACCUUAUCUCCACCCAACAACCACCUCUCUCACUCCUUGCCCUCCGACCAUCUCACCGUACCCACACUCAUACACACAACAAUUCAUCUUCUCAUUGUGCACUCCAUGUGUUCGACACCAUGCUUAACUACUGGUUCCGAUUCCCUCUUUCUUUCCUUCCUUUUAGAUCUCACUACCCCAUCACUUCCUCUCAUGGUCUUCUCUAUCUCUGGGCUGAAGGACCCACUUCCGUUUCACCUCCUGGUAACAAUAGCAAAACCCUAAUCGUGUGUAACCCUUUAACUCGUCAAUUCAAGCUGCUUCCUCAAUUGGGUUCAGCUUGGUGCAAACAUGGGUCGGUUCUUGUGGGUUCACCUAAUCAAGUUCUAGUCUUGACUGAGCUAGCUGCUAUUUACUUCUCUGGGUCGACAACUUCCAAUAAUUGGCUGAAAUUCUCAUCAAAUUUACCAUCAAAGCCUAGGAGUCCAAUCUUGAUUUCUGAUACGAUUUUAGCCCUUUGUGAUGUUGGAUCCCCGUGGAGGUCUCAAUGGAAGCUGUUUAGGUCAACAGUUAAGGAUUUGCAGUUUAGUCAACAAUGGACUAGAUUAGAAAAGCAUGAAUGGGGUGAUAUUUUUGAUAUAAUGAAACGACCCAGAUUGCUUGCUGGUAAAAAUGAUAAGGUGUUGAUGAUUGGUGGUUUGAAGUCGUCCUAUUCGUUGCAUAGCACGUGCUCGACAAUUUUGAUACUUAGAUUGGAUAUGGAGUCUUUGGAAUGGGAAGAAGCUGGGCGAAUGCCGCCUGAGAUGUUUAGGUAUUUUCAAGAUUCUAGUAAGUUUAAGGUGUUUGGCGGAGGGAGUAGAGUUUGUUUUUCGGGUAAGAGGGUGGGAAGAUUGGCGCUUUGGGAAGAAAAUGAGUGUGGGAAAGGGGAAUGGCGGUGGAUCAGUGGCGUCCCUGGGAAUAGUGAUGGACUUUAUCGUGGAUUUGUGUUUGAGGCUCGGCUAAAUGCGGUGCCUUAGAAGUGGAGUUGGGAGGAAGACCAUUUGCUUCAAUGGUAACUUUUAUGAUUUGGGAAUUCUAACUUCUCGUAAUGUUGAAACUGAAUGUUGGUUUUAUAUUGAUUGCCGUGCUAAAACAGGAUGGAGGCAUUGGUCCUUCAGAAAGGAUAAUGUUUUUGUACUACUUGAUGGUUAUUUAUUGAAGUAAAUCUGAACGGCAAUUCAAUUUUCGAACAAAGUGGUUGGUUUGUUUGUUGUAUGAUGUCUGAUUUUCGUGUAUGCAAGGAUUCCUAUUUCAUAUAUUCGAAAUGUAUUUGAUUUAUGAGUUUUGUGGUUCCA
Molecule: messenger RNA, 1565 nt
Organism: Solanum stenotomum
Lineage: Eukaryota; Viridiplantae; Streptophyta; Magnoliopsida; Solanales; Solanaceae
Product: SKP1-interacting partner 15
Exons: 1
Coding region: 114-1247 (377 amino acids)
Molecular function (GO): protein binding
Source: RefSeq, a predicted model, not a curated record